Messenger RNA from Python bivittatus (Burmese python), 5529 nucleotides. The record is from RefSeq and is a predicted model, not a curated record. NCBI's taxonomy places the organism in Eukaryota, Metazoa, Chordata, Lepidosauria, Squamata, Pythonidae.
AUGGAGUGUGGAAAGAGCUUCAGUUUUAAUAGUUCUCUUAGUGUUCAUCAAAGGAUCCACACAGGAGAGAAGCCAUACAAAUGCAUGGAGUGUGGAAAGAGCUUCAGUUUUAAUAGUUCUCUUAGUGUUCAUCAAAGGAUCCACACAGGAGAGAAGCCAUACAAAUGCAUGGAGUGUGGAAAGAGCUUCAGUUUUAAUAGUUCUCUUAGUGUUCAUCAAAGGAUCCACACAGGGGUGAAGCCAUUUAAAUGCAUGGAGUGUGGAAAGAGCUUCUGUAAAAAGAGUUAUCUUACUGUUCAUCAAAGGAUCCACACAGGAGAGAAACCGUAUAAAUGCAUGGAGUGUGGAAAGAUCUUCCGUGAAAACUCAUCUCUUACUCUUCAUAAAAGGAUCCACACAGGGGAGAAGCCAUAUAUAUGCAUGGAGUGUGGGAAGGCCUUCAGGCGACACAGUACGUUUAAUUCCCAUAAACGGAUCCACACAGGAGAGAAGCCAUAUAGGUGCACAGAGUGUGGAAAGAGUUUCACUAACAGCUGUUCCCUCACAUCUCAUAGAAGGAUCCACACAGGAGCGAAGCCAUACAAAUGCAUGGAGUGUGGAAAGAGCUUCCGUGAAAACAGUUAUCUUACUGUUCAUCAAAGGAUACACACAGGGGAGAAGCCAUAUAAAUGCAUGGAGUGUGGGAAGGCCUUCAAUGAAAAUGGGUCCCUUACAUCUCAUAAAAGGAUCCACACAGGGGAGAAGCCAUAUAAAUGCAUGGAGUGUGGGAAGGCCUUCAGGCAACAGAGUAAGUUGACUUCCCAUAAAAGGACCCACACAGGAGAGAAGCCAUGGAAGUGCAUAGAGUGCGGAAAAAGUUUUGCUAACGGCCGUUACCUCACAUCUCAUAGAUGUAUCUACGCAGGAGAGAAGCCACAUAAAUGCAUGGAGUGUGGAAAGAGCUUCUGUCAAAAGAGUUCUCUUACUGUUCAUGAAAGGAUCCACGCAGGAGAGAAACCGUAUAAAUGCAUGGAGUGUGGAAAGAGCUUCCGUGAAAAUUCUUCUCUUACUCUUCAUAAACGGAUCCAUACAGGAGAGAAGCCAUAUAAAUGCAUGGAGUGUGGGAAGGGCUUCAGCCAACACAGUAACCUAAUUUCCCAUAAAUGGAUCCACACAGGAGGGAAGCCAUAUCAGUGCACAGAGUGUAGGAAAAAGUUCAGUACGAGCUCUUCCCUCACAUCUCAUAGAAGGAUCCACACAGGAGAGAAGCCAUAUAAAUGCAUGGAGUGUGGAAAGAGCUUCUGUGAAAACUCCUCUUUUACACUUCAUAAAAGGAUCCACACAGGAGAGAAGCCAUAUAAGUGCACAGAGUGUGGAAAGAGUUUCACUAGCAGCUCUUCCCUCACAUCUCAUAGAAGGAUCCACACAGGAGAGAAGCCAUACAAAUGCAUGGAGUGUGGAAAGAGCUUCUGUGAAAACUCCUCUUUUACACUUCAUAAAAGGAUCCACACAGGAGAGAAGCCAUAUAAGUGCACAGAGUGUGGAAAGAGUUUCACUAGCAGCUCUUCCCUCACUGUUCAUAAAAGGAUCCACACAGGAGAGAAGCCAUACAAAUGCAGGGAGUGUGGAAAGAGCUUCAGUUUAAAUAGUUCUCUUAGUGUUCAUCAACGGAUCCACACAGGGGAGAACCCAUAUAAAUGCAUGGAGUGUGGAAAGAGCUUCUGUAAAACCAGUUCUCUUACUGUUCAUCAAAGGAUCCACACAGGGGAGAAGCCAUAUAAAUGCAUGGAGUGUGGAAAGAGCUUCUGUAAAACCAGUUCUCUUACUGUUCAUCAAAGGAUCCACACAGGGGAGAAGCCAUAUAAAUGCAUGGAGUGUGGGAAGGCCUUCAGGCAACAGAGUAAGUUGACUUCCCAUAAAUGGAUCCACACUGGAGAGAAGCCAUAUAAGUGCACAGAGUGCGGAAAAAGUUUUACUGACAGCCGUUACCUCACAUCUCAUGGAUGUAUCCAUGCAGGAGAGAAGCCACAUAAAUGCAUGGAGUGUGGAAAGAGCUUCUGUAAAAACAGUUCUCUUACUGUUCAUAAAAGGAUCCACACAGGAGAGAAGCCAUAUAAAUGCAUGGAGUGUGGAAAGAGCUUCUGUAAAAACAGUUCUCUUACUGUUCAUAAAAGGAUCCACACAGGAGAGAAGCCAUAUAAAUGCAUGGAGUGUGGAAAGAGCUUCUGUAAAAACAGUUCUCUUACUGUUCAUAAAAGGAUCCACACAGGAGAGAAGCCAUAUAAAUGCAUGGAGUGUGGAAAGAGCUUCUGUAAAAACAGUUCUCUUACUGUUCAUAAAAGGAUCCACACAGGAGAGAAGCCAUAUAAAUGCAUGGAGUGUGGGAAGAGCUUCAUUAAAAACCAUUCUCUUACUGUUCAUAAAAGGAUCCACACAGGAGAGAAGCCACAUAAGUGCAUGGAGUGUGGAAAGAGCUUCUGUGAAAAUUCGGCUCUUACUCUUCAUAAAAGGAUCCACACAGGGGAGAAGCCAUAUAAGUGCAUGGAGUGUGGGAAGUCCUUUAGGCAACAUAGUAACCUAAGUACCCAUAAACGGAUCCACACCGGAGAGAAGCCAUAUAAGUGCACAGAGUGUGGAAAAAGUUUCAGUGAGGGCUGUUCCCUCACAUCUCAUAGAAGGAUCCACACAGGAGAGAACCUAUACAAAUGUAUGGAGUGUGGAAAGAGCUUCUGUGGAAAUAGUUCUCUUACUGUUCACCAAAGGAUCCACACAGGAGAGAAGCCAUACAAAUGCAUGGAGUGUGGAAAGAGCUUCCGUGAAAAUUCGGCUCUUACUCUUCAUAAAAGGAUCCACACAGGGGAGAAGCCGUAUCAAUGCAUGGAGUGUGGGAAGGGCUUCAGCCAACACAGUAACCUCAGUUCCCAUAAACAGAUGCACACAGGAGGGAAGCCGUAUAAGUGCAUAGAGUGCGGAAAAAGUUUCACUAAGAGCUCUUCCCUCACAUCUCAUAGAAGGAUCCACACAGGAAAGGACCCAUACAAAUGCAUGGAGUGUGGAAAGAGCUUCAGUUUUAAUAGUUCUCUAACUAUUCAUCAAAGGAUCCACACGGGGGAGAAGCCAUAUAAAUGCAUGGAGUGUGGAAAGAGCUUCCGUGAAAACAGUUCUCUAACUAUUCAUCAAAGGAUCCACACGGGGGAGAAGCCAUAUAAAUGCAUGGAGUGUGGAAAGAGCUUCAGUUUUAAUAGUUCUCUAACUAUUCAUCAAAGGAUCCACACGGGGGAGAAGCCGUAUCAAUGCAUGGAGUGUGGGAAGGCCUUCAGGCAACACAGUAAGCUUACUUCCCAUAAAAGGGUCCACACAGGAGAGAAGCCAUAUAAGUGCAUAGAGUGUGGAAAAAGUUUUACUAAGAGUGGGACCCUUAGAACUCAUAAAAGGAUCCCCACAGGAGAGAAGCCAUAUAAAUGCCUGGAGUGUGGAAAGACCUUUACUAAUAGUAGUAAAUUUACUUUCCAUAAAAGGAUUCACACAGGGGAGAAGCCAUUUAAGUGCUUGCAGUGUGGAAAAAGUUUCAGUGAGAGACGUUCCCUUACUUCCCAUAAAAGGAUCCACACAGGGGAGAAGCCAUAUAAAUGCAUGGAGUGUGGAAAAGCCUUUACUUAUAGCAGUCAUCUUACUUCCCAUAGCAGGAUCCACACAGGGGAGAAGCCAUAUAAAUGCAUGGAGUGUGGAAAAGCCUUUACUUAUAGCAGUCAUCUUACUUCCCAUAGCAGGAUCCACACAGGGGAGAAGCCAUAUAAAUGCAUGGAGUGUGGAAAAGCCUUUACUUAUAGCAGUCAUCUUACUUCCCAUAGCAGGAUCCACACAGGGGAGAAGCCAUAUAAAUGCAUGGAGUGUGGAAAAACCUUUACUUAUAGCAGUCAGCUUAAUUCUCAUAAAAGGAUCCACGCAGGGGAGAAGCCAUAUACAUGUCUGGAGUGUGGAAAGACCUUUACUUACAGCAGUCAACUUACUCGCCAUAAAAGAAUCCACACAGGAGAGAAGCCAUAUAAAUGCAUGGAGUGUGGAAAAACCUUUAUUCAGAGUAUUCAGCUUACUUCCCAUAACUGGAUCCACACAGGGGAGAAGCCAUAUAAGUGUAUAGAGUGUGGAAAGGGCUUCAGUCAAAGAAGUUACUUUACUUCCCAUAAAAGAAUCCACACAGGGGAGAAACCAUAUAAAUGCAUGGAGUGUGAAAAGGGCUUCCGUGACAAUGCAUCCCUUAUGAGACAUAAAAGGAUCCACACAGGGGAGAAGCCAUAUAAAUGCAUGGAAUGUGGAAAGACCUUUAUUCAGAGCAGUCAACUUACUCGCCAUAAAAGGAUCCACACAGGGGAGAAACCGUAUCAAUGCAUGGAGUGUGGGAAGGGCUUCAGCCAACACAGUAAUCUUUCUUCCCAUAAAAGGAUCCACACAGGGGAGAAGCCAUUUAAAUGCAUCAAGUGUGGAAAGAGCUUCAGGAGGAGCAAUGGCCUAAUUUCCCAUACACAGACCCAUUUGGGUGAGAAUCCAUGUUAAUUCUAGAUUUAAUUGGUUUAAUCUAUGCAUUUCCUAUUUACAUAUACUAACUAGAAAAGGAAGUGUGGAAUUGACCCUCACAGCUGGUAGCCCCAGAGAGAUGAAUUUAGCAAUGAAAACAAAAGCUAUGAGACAUGCCUUUUUAAUUAUGAACUGUAGAUUUGAAGGCCCUGUCAUUUGAAGGUGGGCAAUAAGAGAAAAACUAAGUGUAUGUUUAUUCCAGUUUCCAGUUGGGGUCAAUUCCAAGAAAAUGGCCAUUUUAGGCAUCUCGGAUUCUGGGCUAUGCAAUUUUAUGAAUACCUUGUCUUUAUUUUGUUUUUACAAGUGAGGUUCCUGGUCUCCAGGUGUUUGUUCCUGCCAUUUCAUCAUGGUUCUGGGAGGGAUGUGAACAGGCAGACAUUUGACAGGUGAUGCUCCCCCAAGCAGCCAAAGAGCUGCAUCUCCCUGAUGCAUCUCUUCAAGACAAAGCUUUAUUAGUGUUUCUUCCGCUAUCACAGACACGCAGAUAGAAAUUCAACUCAUCCAAUCACUUCGCAGAGUUUAAACUUUCCUUCUUUUGCCUCGUGUUCUUACAGUUGUUUCCCCCUCCCAUUCUCAUUGCUUAAUAGCUUCACAGUUUAUCAGAGGACCCUACACUUCUCUGUCCUCAAAAAAAAAAUUGGAAAUGGUGCAGCAGAGAGAUUCUGGGGUCUGAAGCAAUGUUAUAAUCCAAAGGGAACUCAAGUUCCAUCAAAGUAUACAGAGUGAGGUGGAAUGUGAUAUUGAAUUGCCCCAUUGAAUAAUUGUGAUAUUGAAUUAAAAGUGACAGCUAACCGGAUUUGUGCUUUCAUGACUUUCUUCCUUUCUUCCUUUCUUCCUUUCUUCCUUUCUUCCUUUCUUCCUUUCUUCCUUUCUUUUUGUUUCAAGUUAGGGAUGCUCAGGAGAAUGAGAUUGAAAAUGAUUCCAACGUGCUGACAUUGUAAACAAUCAAGCAGUAGGGGAGACAUUUGGAAGUCA